This is a messenger RNA of Ceutorhynchus assimilis (cabbage seed weevil), 3334 nucleotides long. The record is from the annotation of a GenBank genome assembly. Lineage: Eukaryota; Metazoa; Arthropoda; Insecta; Coleoptera; Curculionidae.
GGGUAGCACGCCACUGAGCUUGUGUUGUGUUUUUGUUUUGAAGAUCGGAUUUAUUUGAGUAUCGGAGCUAUUUUCUGCUAAAGACCAUGGCUGCUCUCUGCAAGCUCCUUCGAGAUUUAAAAAAGUACAACCCGAAUUUCUUUAGGCAAUUUGGUAAAACCAUUGGUAAUGAAAAUAGAAAUAUCCCACGAAAUAUCUAUUUACCAUUUACAAGUGUUGUCACUGGAGGAAUUGCUUUAUUAUAUGCCACUUUAAAAUUUCAAUCCUUUGGAAAAGUUUAUGCAGCCCAAUUAAAAAGCGAUGAAGAAACGAAAACUGUCAAAUUAACAUCAAGAGAAAAGAGGUUUAUUCGAUUCGCCUCUGUGGAGUUUGAUGGACAACUAUAUAUGACACCUCAAGAUUUCUUGGAAUCAGUUGUUGAGGCUGAGCCAAGGCCCAGAUUUAAAAGGAAAGUUCUAAAUCAAAAGGAUAUUGAAAAACUUAAAGACUACACACCAACAUUAAGUCAAGGCAGUCCCCAUAUGUUUCGAGCCUUAAGAGAUAAAGGUAUAAUUUCCUACACAGAAUAUUUAUUUCUUCUUUCCAUUCUGACAAAGCCUCAAUCAGGCUUCCAUAUAGCCUUCAACAUGUUUGACACUGAUGGAAAUCAACGAGUUGACAAAAAUGAAUUUCUUGUGAUUGAAAAACUUUUGGCUGGUAAAAAAUUUGAAGACUCUGAACCUAUGGAAAAAAUAUUUAGCCAUGCUUGGAAAGGAAAAAGGGGAUUGACGCCGGAAGCUGAGCCCUUAGAAUCGACACCAGUUCAAGAACAAUAUGUGAAUGAUGAUCAAGGCUUACAAAGAAGACAUAUUGUGAAUACAACUUUGUUAAUUCACUUUUUUGGCGCUAAAGGCAAUUCGGACCUAAACUUUGAGAGUUUCAGAAAAUUUAUGCUUCACUUACAGACUGAGGUUCUAGAAUUGGAGUUUAGUGAGUUUUCCAAAGGCUUACCUACGAUUUCUGAAAUUGAUUUUGCAAAAAUUUUGCUUAGAUACACAUAUUUGGAUACCGACGAAUAUGACAUGUAUCUAGACCGACUUUUGGAUAGAAUUAAGGAUGCUCAAGGAAUUACUUUUGAGGAAUUUCAUGUGUUUUGUCAGUUUUUGAAUAAUCUGGAAGAUUUCAGUAUUGCUAUGCGCAUGUAUACCUUAGCGGAUCAUCCCAUUUCAAAAGAUGAAUUUCAUAGGGCUGUGAAAAUAUGUACAGGUACAAACUUAAGUCCACAUUUGGUAGAUACAGUAUUUGCCAUCUUUGAUGAGGAUGGUGAUGGAUUAUUGAGUUACAGAGAGUUUAUAGCAAUUAUGAAGGAUCGAUUGCACAGAGGAUUUAAAUCCUAUGCCAAAAACGAAGGUUGGCAAGCCUUCAAGAUCUGCGUCAAACAAGAAAUGAAAUCAACUUAAAAUGUCCUAAUAAGAACUAUCGGAGCAGCUCCCCAGAGACGAAAACAUCACAUCGUCGUACUUGGUGGAAACGCAUACCUAUCCUGAAGUUAACCGGUCAUUUUUGCAUUGGGAGGAUGACACGUAUAGUGACACAAGUCUGGUUAAAAAUCUUGCAUAUUUUAUAUCUUGUCAUAAUCCAUAUCUCUAUAUAUUUCCACGGCGGUUUGAGUAGAGGAUAUUGCUUGAUUUCCCGUUAUUAUAGUUUUUGAUUUUUUUAAACCUACCUCUCUUGUUAUAUUUAUGUAUGUUAUAUGAAGUUUUGGUCAAUUGACCGCCAUUUUGCUGGUUUUGAUUUAUUAUUGAAAUUAUUUUCCUAUAUUCUUAUUGAAUUAAUAAUUGUAAUUUAAAUUUGUCAAACCGUUCUCAUCUAGAGAGAAGAGGUUACAACAUUUUUGAAGUAUUAUAAUUUAUUUUUCAAAGCGAUUUCCCGAAAUCCGAAAUAGACGAUACGAUCAUAGCAAUUUGACUGGGGUCAAUUGUUCAAAGCUUGACUAAUGUUAUGUAAGUUUAUUAUUAGCAGAUGCAGAUCCUAAUAAGAUAAUGCCAAAAUAUAAUUAAUAUUAUUGUAUUUUUAAAGCUGGCUUCCCAUGGCACGUGAUAUUCGCAAGCCGGGUUUCGCCAGCACGCGCCAGCGCUCCAUGGGAAGGGUGCUUCUCGAGCUAGCACAUGAUGAUCCGUGAUGGCGCGACCGAUCCGUCGAAAGUCGGUGGCUUCAAACGCGCGAGUCGGCGCAGCGUGUGCGGGCACGCGUAGGCCUGCGAUAUCACGAGCGGUGGGAAGCCAGCAUAAGACUGAAAUGAAGAGUGAGCGAUAAAAUUAUUUAACAAAAAAAAAGUUUCGUUUGUCCAUGAAUAUUUUUAUUCUCAAGCGGGUUAGCUUACAAUUAAGGUUAUUGUUCUUUUUUCCUACCUCAACCCUACCGAUAAAUGAAAAGAAAUAACAGGAAUUUAGUAAAAGAUGAUCUUGCAUGUGUUUUCCAAUAACUAGCCUAGCUUUCAAAAUAAAUAUUAUUAGGGCUCAACAAAUUUAAUUAUUGGAUAAAGUAAAAAAAAAAUCGGAAAUCUAGGGAAGUCUGCUCCUUCGGAAGGUACAAUGAUCGGAAAUUUGAUUAAAAAUGCAUCUAAAUUUCUUAACGAAGUUUCAUGUAUGUCCCCCUGAAAUUACAUCAUUGCACAACGCCAGUUUAUGCUUCACCUCUGUUAUUUCUAUUCAUCUAUUUUUCACGGUGUUCUAUUGAUGCCAUAUGUAUUAUAGUAAUGUUUGCAACAAAGCUAGUCAUGUUUUAAUGGUAUGCCACUAUUCAAUAAUGUUAAAUAUUUUUAUUUAUGUUUGUUGUUGUUUUUGUGAUAAUAUUGGAAUGUAUGUCUUAAUGUGGUUUUGCUAAAUCCAGAAAAUAAGUAAAAUAUUAAGUUUUCCAUAUAGGUUUGGUCUUUAUAUCGUCAUUUUUUUCUUGGAAAUAAUAAGCAAAAAUCCCAUAUCCCAUAUGAUAUAGAGUUUAUAAUGGUGACACUGUAUGAUAUAUGUGAUGUUAUCUACUUUCAAUUAUUAUAAGUACUUCGGCAGUUUUUUUGUUUUAUAUUAGUUCCACUUUUGCCUGGAGACUGUCGUUUAAAUUUUGAAAUGGUCUAUAAAACAAAAUAAGUUGGAAUGAUUUUUAAAUUUUAGCAAAACCAUUAACACAUACAUUCGUGAAAUGGAUUGUUCAAAUAAUAGUUAGUGUAAUAAUAUAAUAUUAUCUAGUCAUUAAGUGAUGUUCUUGUCAUUGCCAUUGCGUCUAUUGCUUCUAAUUUGUUCAAUCGUUAUUGUCUGUGCCAUAUUUAUUUAAUAAAUAAAUGCCUGUGAUGUUAUUUUCU